Molecule: messenger RNA, 1346 nt
Organism: Nymphaea colorata (pocket water lily)
Lineage: Eukaryota; Viridiplantae; Streptophyta; Magnoliopsida; Nymphaeales; Nymphaeaceae
Product: tetratricopeptide repeat domain-containing protein PYG7, chloroplastic
Exons: 5
Coding region: 138-1124 (328 amino acids)
Biological process (GO): receptor-mediated virion attachment to host cell
Cellular component (GO): cell outer membrane
Molecular function (GO): protein binding
Source: RefSeq, a predicted model, not a curated record
CGCAGCGAGCAGAGAGCCUGGAGUAGACGAUAAUAGUCUCUCUCUCUCUCGGCGAUGCAGAGACUUGCGAAAUCCCGGGGGAAACCGAAGCUCCAGGCCUGAGAGAAGAAGAAGAAGGAGAUAAUAAAGCAAAGAAAAUGGAGAAGCAUCUUGUAUCGCCCAGGCGAGCUCUCGUUCUUACCUUGCCGCUGCUUCCUUCAUCGAGAUUUUCAAGGAUUUCGGUGGCGUUCGCUUCAUGUAAAGGUUCUUCGGAGAGACUUAUGCGCGUUCCUCGGUUCAGUGGGAAGUUGGGAGUCGUUGGUUGCUCUCAGAAUCACAGACCACAACAGGAUCUCUCUCAUAUAUGGCAGACAUCGAAAAGAGAUAUCGAGUUGACGUCCUCUUUCUUGAAAAGAAAUAAAGAAUUUAUGAAGAGUUUACUGCCUGAUAUCGACUUGGAGAUUGGUAGAAAACCAUCAUUUUGGACAUCUGCUCUAUCCUAUGGAGUGAUAGCCUGGUUAAGUUCUGGUCAAGCUGCACAUUCAAGGGAAGAAGAUGCUGUAAAUAUGGUUUAUGAGAUUGGUGAACUUUUUGAAUUGGGGAUCCAGCUUAUUUACCUGCUUAUUUUAUUAGGACUGCUUGGAGUAGGAAGCUUCUUUGUUAUUCGACAGGUCCUUGUCCGCAGAGAGCUUGAUCUUUCUGCUAAAGAGUUACAGGAGCAAGUCCGGAGUGGUGAUGCUACUGCCACUGAAUAUUUUGAACUUGGUGCGGUAAUGUUGAGGAGGAAAUUUUAUCCUGCUGCUACAAAGUACUUACAGCAAGCGAUUGAGAAAUGGGAUGGGGAUGUCCAGGAUCUUGCUCAGGUACAUAAUGCACUUGGGGUCAGCUACUCUCGUGAUGGUAAACUUGAGAAGGGUGUUGCUCAGUUCGAGAAAGCUGUAAAACUUCAACCUGGCUAUGUCACAGCAUGGAACAACUUAGGGGAUGCGUAUGAGAAGAAGAAAGAUCUAAAGGCUGCUCUCAAGGCAUUUGAGGAAGCUCUUCUCUUUGAUCCAAAUAACAAGGUAGCACGGCCUCGGAGGGAUGCCCUCAGGGAUCGGGUACAACUAUAUAAGGGUGUGCCGGUGAAAUCAGAUGAAAGGUGACGAGCACAGCUGCUGUUGUCCUCAAUUAUUUUUUGGCAUGGUGAUGGAGCAAGCUGAGCAUGUUAGUUCUGCAUUUUUCGUUGCAGCUCACCAUUGUGACCAGUAACUAGUUUUUGGUGCUACGCUUUGUUUCAUUUUUGACAAUGUAUCUGGGUUGCUCCCCAUCAAUCUUGUGUUGCCUUUGUUCCAAGUGGGUAUAAUGCUGAUCAAAGUUUUUGAAUA